This is a messenger RNA of Hippoglossus stenolepis (Pacific halibut), 1158 nucleotides long. RefSeq names its product C-type natriuretic peptide-like (gene nppcl). The transcript has 3 exons. The record is from RefSeq and is a predicted model, not a curated record. Bases 291 to 686 code for a protein of 131 amino acids. Gene Ontology annotation, molecular function: hormone receptor binding; hormone activity. Gene Ontology annotation, cellular component: extracellular region. Gene Ontology annotation, biological process: cGMP biosynthetic process; receptor guanylyl cyclase signaling pathway. NCBI's taxonomy places the organism in Eukaryota, Metazoa, Chordata, Actinopteri, Pleuronectiformes, Pleuronectidae.
GCAGCAUCCCAGUUGAUGCCCCCGACAUCCAGCUCCUGCCAGGACGACGAACGAACGGAGGAGAGAAUCGUCCGCUCAGUUCCAACACAGAGCGAGCAGUGGGAGGAGUCAGUCGGGUGAGAUAGUGAUGCUCCAGGCAGGUGCCAACAAGUGAGAGGUAGCCCCAGAGUGUCAGACCGAGGGAUGGAGAAGAGUCUGUGAGAGCAGAAGACACCCAGAGCUCCGAGAGAAGACAACAGUUUGUGUGUUUCCAGUUUUCCUGCACCAGUCGUUCCUUCAUCUCUGCUGCCAUGCUGUGUCCUGUGCUGCUCUGUGCCGCUCUGCUCCUCCUGACACCCCUGGACAUCACAGAGGCUCGCGCUCUGCAUCCCUCCACUGACGCCGCGCAGUUCAUGGAGCAGUUUCUGGAACGCUACAAUGACCUUUUGACCCUGGACGACCUGGAGAACCUGUUAAACAGCCAACCAGAGGAGCAGUCCACCUUCUCCUCCGGGGUCAAAGCGGCCGAGUCCCCCAAAUGGGCCGACGCGCAAACGCAGCCCGAGACCCCCUGGCUGCGCCUGCUGAAGGGCGCCAUGGCCAAUCAGAAGCGUGCAGAGCCGGAGCGGUCACGGCGGGGAUGGAACCGGGGCUGCUUUGGGCUGAAGCUGGACCGGAUCGGGUCCAUGAGCGGACUGGGCUGUUAGUGGAGAGGAGGGAGAAAUAAAGACUGAUGACGUCCUUCUUAGAUUAUUCAUGUGUGAAUAACCUGCAGUGAGGGGUGUUCACAUGCCUGUAGACUACAUGUAGUGUGGUGUAACGGUGUCGCUAAUGUGGUUUCAUCCUGCCUAGAUCAGAUGCUUCACACCAUCCUGGCUGUUUAACCGAGCAGCUGUAGCCUAUUACGUUGUUUAAAUGUUCAAACUGAUGAUUAGAACAUGUGAGAUAUGUUUACAUCAAACCGUCAUCGCUGAUUGUCGCCUUGUUUUUCUAAGUAAAUUGGCACUUUGUGUGUUGUAGCCGUGUCUGUUGUACUGUUACUGUGAAGGUGUUUAGAGAUUCUGUGGCCAGAGGACUGUGUUUCCCAUCAGGUGUAAUGGACACGAUGGCGCCUGUGACUCCUGCUGAUCGUUUUCUGUUUACCUAUUAUUUGCAUGAAUAAAUGGAUUUGUCAUUUGC